Messenger RNA from Sphaeroforma arctica JP610, 693 nucleotides. RefSeq lists its product as hypothetical. Bases 1 to 693 code for a protein of 230 amino acids. The transcript has 2 exons. The record is from RefSeq and is a predicted model, not a curated record. Lineage: Eukaryota; Ichthyosporea; Ichthyophonida.
AUGAUUGAUCGACUCAGAUCGCAACCAGUAGACUAUCUAUUGGAGAAUUUUCUAAAUGACAUGCAGAAUAAGAAGAUGAACGUUGAAGUGCGCACAGAGCGUGUGCACAAGACAAUGGCGAUAUUGAAGGAGCGUUACCGCAACUCGGACAAGAGACCUAUACACUUACAAAUCCUCAAAGUACAAAGGUACAUAGCACUUAGGUACUAUGGAUUGCAAUCAGUUGUAGAUACUCUCAUUAAAAGUGACAAGCAACCGGAUAGGAGGGAAGGACACUUGUCCGACAUGGACCACGGCAAGUUUCAUACUAUGACUGAGACACACAUAACAACGGCGGCUGUGACACAAGCAGAGCGUAUGUUGAGAUAUCAGGUGCGAGCAGCAAACAAACGUAACAAUGCACAGACUACCACACCGGCGGAGGCGAACACUACCAAUGCUAACAAACGGUACAAAACAGACAAUGGUGCAAACGACCACCAUCCCACAUGGGAACAGGCACAGGAGAAGAAAGGGGCACGUGAAGAGCGUGCUUGCCCCUACUGCCUGAAGAAAGCGAACCAAGUAAAGCAGGCUGAGCACCAAGCCAAGAAAGAUGUGCAGAUAGCAAGAAUAUCCAUUACAUCUGGCAAGGUGGAAGACAUCACAGAAAGUGAUGACCCUGAAAACACUGGUGGGCGGAAGCAAACCUAG